Messenger RNA from Gastrolobium bilobum, 1825 nucleotides. RefSeq names its product putative transcription elongation factor SPT5 homolog 1. NCBI's taxonomy places the organism in Eukaryota, Viridiplantae, Streptophyta, Magnoliopsida, Fabales, Fabaceae. The record is from RefSeq and is a predicted model, not a curated record. Gene Ontology annotation, biological process: regulation of transcription by RNA polymerase II; transcription elongation by RNA polymerase II; regulation of DNA-templated transcription elongation. Gene Ontology annotation, molecular function: mRNA binding. Gene Ontology annotation, cellular component: DSIF complex. The transcript is spliced from 13 exons. Bases 1 to 1794 code for a protein of 597 amino acids.
AUGAACUGGGAAGACGACGAGUACGAUGAGGAGUACGAGGAGGGAAGAGGCCGCGGCAGGAAGCGGGGAAGAUGUGAUGUUAAACAUUUGUUGGACGAUGAGGCAGAGGUUGAUUCCGAAGUCGAAGAUGAAGACGACGAUCAAGAAAUCGAUGAUGAUUUCAUUGUUGAGGGUGGAGCUGAUCUACCAGAGGAAGAUGAUGAUGAUGAUGGUGGGAGGAUGCGUAGUGGUAGCCGCAUGCUGCCACAUUUCCAAGAAGAUCAUGAAGAUAUUGAAGCUAUGGAAAGAACAAUUCAGGAACGAUAUGGGAGGUAUUUGACUGAUUAUGAUGAAGAAACUCAAGAUAUAGUAGAACAGCAAGCUCUUUUGCCAUCUGUGAGAGAUCCAAAGCUUUGGAUGGUCAAAUGUGCGAUUGGUCGUGAGCGAGAAACAGCUGUUUGUCUCAUGCAAAAGUACAUGUCUGACUCUGAAUUGAGAAUCUUGUCAGCUAUUGCUCUCGAUCAUCUCAAAAACUAUAUAUAUGUGGAAGCAGAUAAAGAAGCCCAUGUCAGAGAGGCUUGCAAAGGUCUAAGCAAUAUAUUAGGCCAAAAAAUUUUGCUUGUUCCCAUCAGAGAAAUGACUGAUGUUCUGUCAGUUGAAAGCAAAUCUGUUGAUCUUGCCCGAGAUACUUGGGUCAGAAUGAAGAUUGGGACUUAUAAAGGGGACCUUGCCAAAGUAGUAGAUGUGGAUAGUGUGCGACAGAGGGUUACUGUGAAACUGAUUCCGCGCUUAGACUUACAAGCCCUUGCAAACAAAUUGGAAGGUAAGGAAGUUGUGAAAAAGAAGGCAUUUGUUCCUCCUCCUCGUUUUAUGAAUGUUGACGAAGCUAGGGUGCUGCAUAUCCGUGUGGAGCAUAGAUAUGAUGCCUAUGGGGAGCGAUUUGUUUCCAUUGGGGGCAUGAUGUUCAAAGAUGGAUUCUUAUACAAAACCGUAUCUAGAAAAUCUAUUUGCGUCCAGAAUAUCAAUCCAACAUUCGAUGAACAUGAGAAAUUUGGUAAACUGGGUGAGACUAGAGAUGCAGAUAUUUUGUUUGCAAAUAGAAAGAAAGGAAAUUUUAUGAAAGGAUCAUCUGUCAUUGUUGUUAAGGGAGAUUUAAAGAACAUGAAGGGGUGGGUGGAGAAAGUUGAUAAAGAUAAUGUUUAUGUAAGACCAGCAAUUAAGGGUCUCCCAAAUAUUGUUGCUGUAAAAGAAAACGAACUUUGUAACUAUUUUGAACCCGGAAACCAUGUUAAGGUUGUUUCUGGUGUUCAAGAAGGUGUUACUGGCCUUGUUGUGAAGGUGGAGCAGAAUGUCAUUAUCUUAAUAUCAGAUUCAACAAAAGAACAUAUCCGUGUGUUUGCAGAUGACAUCACGGAGUGCUCUGAACCGACAGCUUCAAUUAUACCAGCUCAUAUUCCACAGUCCCCACAGAGGUUUUCUCGACAAGGGCCUCCAAUUGAUUCUGGAAGAAAGCAUAAGGGUGGAAGGAGGAAGGAUGGUUUGGCAGGUGCAACUGUGAAAGUACGCCAGGGUCCCUAUAAAGGUUCUCGAGGGCGUGUUAUAGGAGUUAAAGGCACAUUAGUUCGGAUUGAAUUGGAGUCCCAGAUGAAGGUUGUGAUGGUUGACCGCAACCAUAUAUCUGACAAUGUGGCUGCAACCGCAUCUCGUGACACAUCUCAAUAUGGGAUGGGAAGUGAAACCCCAAUGCAUCCUUCUCGAACUCCCUUCAAUCCAUAUAUGACUCCUAUGAGAGAUCCUGGAGCUACAGACAUUUAAAAAACUGAGAAAGAGGUGGAUGACAUGGCUA